AACCGUCGGCUGCAUGAGCAAGGCAGCUGUGAUUUUAUGAGCAGGCAGUUAUGAUUUAGGGGUGUCACUCUUAUUUUUUACUUUAGGCUCAGCCGGUCUUUCCAAAUGGCUAUCAACAGAGACAAGGAAGCGGCAGUCCUGCGAUGGCUGUCCUGUUACAAUGUGAAGGUCCGGGCCGUCUCUGACCUGCAGGACGGCUUGCAGCUACUGAAGCUCCUGUCCACAAUGGACCAGACCUCCAGUAUUGAGAAUGUUGAGCCGGGAAAAGCGUUCCCAAACAUUGAAAAGCAGCUGUGCGAGUAUCACUCAUGUCUGCCAGCGCGCUUCCUUUCGUCGGGAGUCCAUAGACGAGAGCGGUACAACGACAUUCAGUUGGCCACCACUUCGGUCCUGGCACUCUCGGCUCUGGCACUGCGGGUCACGAGCUGCAGCCCAACCAGCGAGGUGGCUCCGCUUCUCAAGCUGGACGAGGCAACUCAGUGCUGCAUCAGAGACCUCAUUGAGAUCGUGAGGUCAGGGGAUGAUGUCCUCGAAAACCUGGCGGCCUAUCUGAAAGCAUCCAAUGUGGAAGAGGAGAGCUUCCUCUGCGUCGCUACAUUGAAGCGCAGAAAGAGCGAGAGCUUCACGGCCUCUCCUGCAGGAGCGCAGACUCCGGCCAAGCGCAGCAGCAUGUCUCCGCAGCAGCGUGCCCAUUUGCCUGCCCAACAGGUAAAGGAGAUGCGCAUGCUGCGGGAGCACAUAAACGAUGAGGAGCAAGCAAACACCGAGCUGCGUCGUGAGGGCUCCCGGUUAAAGGAGGUUGUGAAGCGAAAAGAUCGAGAGAUCGGCAGCCUGAAGGAGCGGCUUAGAGCUCUGCAGGCCAUGUCAUCCAGUGAUGCCACCAGCCUCGCCGCACUUCACAAGAAUGUGGAAGAGACAUCUGCAGAGAACAAGCUCCUCCAGGAACAGGUUCGUUCCUUAGAGAAGGUCAGGGAGGAUUACGACGAAGUCAUCAGACAGAAUGCCUCUCUGCAGGCUGAGUGCGAGAAGAUGACUGCCAUUCAAGAGGAAGGCAACCAGCUGAGAGAGGACCUAUCCAAAGCCUUGUCGGAGAAGUCGGACCUCAACACCAGGCUUGCUUCUCUCGAAGACUUGGUUGGCGAGCUUCGCUCUGCGCUGGACGUGAAGACUAAAGAGCUGGACUCCAUGCUCAGCUUCUAUUCCAACAGGGAACCCAUACCAAGCAGUCCUAAGGUCCUGCCACCGUCGCCUGGGGCCCGUGUCAGCUGCUACACCGAGCUGCGCAUGGUUGAGCUACAGGACACCAACAACAAGUUACGGCAGGAGUCUUGUCGGCUGCAGAACGAACUUGAAGAAGUGACGGCAAGGCUUCAAACAGAAGGCAAUGCAAUGAGGGCCGCUGUAGUGCAGCUGGAGGAGACAAAGGCCACCCUAACGGCAGAGGUGUCUCAGCUGAACAACCGUUGCACGCAACUCAACAUUCGCAUCUCUGGUCUGGAGAACGAGCUGCAGCUGUCAAAGACCACAACGGCCACGCUAGAGUCUCGGCUUUCCAUUCAAGCGAGCCAGUCGGAGACUCUCCGUCAACAGGUUGCCGACAAGGACCAGCAGAUUGCUGCGCUUGAAGAGAAGUCGGCUGCUUCGAAUUCCAUAAACCAGGAGCUGCUCAAGUCCAACGCCGAACUGAACGCUGCCUUGCGAUCAUCUGAGGUUGAGAAAGUGGCGCAGUCGGAGAGAAUGCGUGAAGUCAUUGCAGAGAACCAGAAGCAUCAAGACUCGCUUGCUCGACAGAAUUCGAAGGUGCUCGCUCUCGAAGCAACGCUUCAGAAUCUGGAAACCAAACUUGCAGAAGUCACGUCCCAGCUACUUGCCAGCAAGGAACGGGCAACGGAACUGCAGCAGGUCAUCGCCACGCUGGACUCCGAACUGGAUAAGAGUCGGUCUCUUUGCAGAGAGCUGGAACAACAGUUAAAUCAAGCUCUGCAUGAGAAAGAAGCCCAGUCAUCUAAACUUCUAGACAUGCAAGAAGAACUUAACCGUGUUACAUGCACAACGGACCACCUUCGAGUUAGGGUACAAGAGCUUGAAUCUUCCGAGCAACAGCUGAACGUGCUCUGCUCAGAGCUUCGGAACAGAGUGAGUGAAAGGGAGUGCCAGGUUAACGUGGCUGCCGAAGAAAAUGGGGCACUGUUCAAGAUAAAGGAAGAACUGCAAGUGGCUCACGCAGCCUUGAGUGCCCAAUUGAAUCGGGAAAGCAAGCAGCAUGCUGAACUUGUAGCUUCUCUGCAGAACCAGGUGAAGGAGUCGAAGGUCCUGGCUGCCGGGCUGCAGGAAGAAAAGAAAGCUCUUGCUGAGAAGUCUGAGAAGCUCGAGGCUGAGCUGGAACUACUUGGCUCGGAACUUUCGAAGUUGCGCGAAAAGAAUGGUGCACUUUCGAGUGAGCUGUUGGAGCUUGCUCGUUCUCGUGAGGAGCUUAACAACCACCUCCUUUCACAAAACGGACAACUUGAGAAGGUUACUGCAGAAUGCAGCAGGCUUCAAGAAUGCUUCAGUGAGAGCACGUAUGAAAAAACUGCACUCGAGGCUCGCUUAGAGCAGCAAGCCGAGGUUGUACGUGCACUGGAAAAAAAAUGUGUUGAGCAAGCUGCGGCUAAUGAAAAGCUCAGCGGCGAAAAUGCGGCGCUCAAGACUAGCCGAGAAGAAGAGAAGAUACAAACUGAGCACCUAAAAGCCAGCAUUGACGAUGCGAACAAUGAGAACACUGCACUACGAAAUGAGCUUGGGGAGACCAGGCAGAAGCUCGGUGCAAUGAUAGAAGAGAAGAAAACUCUGGAGACGAAGCUGUCCGAGAAGAAUGCUUCCUGUAGUGCUCUUCAGGAGAAGGUUUCCGAGGUCGAGGCGAAGCUACACAAUUCUGAGAAGCAAGAACAAAGUCUCAGACAUGCCAACGCCAGCCUCGACCUGUUGAUCACUGAGUGCAAGCAGAAAUUGCAGGUUAGCGAGUCUCGGCUUGGAGAGGCUACCAGAACGAUAUGUUGCCUGCAGGAACAGGUGUGCUUUUUCCAGCAGGCAGUCACGAGAGUCAACCUUGAGAAGGAGUGUUUGCACUCGUCCCUUGCGAGUGCAGAAACUGCCUUGCGGUCGCUCGAGGAGACAUUCCAGGCCUCCACCUGUGCCGUUGAGGAAACGAGAUCAAAGCUUAAGGAAAGUCGGCACAGGCAGACGCAGCUCUCCUCCCUCGUUGAGCAGCUACAAGAGGAAUGCAAAAGCCUGAAGAUGGUUCUUGCAGACAUGAAUGAAAAGCUGUCGGGCCGUGAGAAGGAGCUAGCGUCAGCAGCUGUCGAGAGAAGCACCAUGGCCUCGCAAAUAAAGGAGCUUGAGGAUGAGCACGCCCGUCUCAAGUGCGACAACCAGGCUCUGGAAGAUCACAUAGGUGACCUGGAGGUCAAGCUCAACAACCGGCUGGAACUUCAGAGGAAAGCCGAGGAGGACUAUUACGAAUGCGUCAACGACAGAGACAGCCAUAAGGAAGUGCUGAGGCAGCGGAUAGACGCACUCACUGCGGAGCUCGUGGAGAAAGAAAAGCUGCAAGCCCAUUUGGAGGAACUGCAGAGCCAGCUGGAGGAGCACAAGACCUUCGCUGCGACAAACUGCCAGCUCUCGGAGGCGAAAGAUCGCCUCGAGCUCGAGCUUGCGAGCGGGCAGAGGGAGUUGCAGAGUGCGAUUGCCAAGCGUGAUGAGCUCUACUGCAAGGUCGAGGUGCUGGAGAAAGAGAAUGAAGGCCUCAAGCACGAGCUCAAGUCUGCAGCUGAAGAGUGCACCAAGAAGAUGCAGGCUGCGUUUGUCUCCAUCACAGCUGCAAUGGACAAGAAGACUGGAGAGAUGAGCAAGAAGAUUGAAGAGAUCAGCAAGUCUAGCGUGGCUGCAAAACGAGAGGCCGACAUGUGGAAGGAAAAAUUCCACAACCAGCAAGCUCUUCGCGAGCGAAGAGAGCAGCUCCUGAAACAACACAUUGCUGAGAUGAAAGAGAUGAUUAAGCAGUCCAACAGAGACAUGGAGUCACUCAAGGCUCAGACACAAGAGCAGACUUGGCAGCUCACUGCCACCACACAGGAACGAGACAGGCUGGAGAGUGAGCUUGCUGCCAUGAAGCAGGAACGAGACAGGCUGGCACAAGAGAAGCGGUCGCUCAAUGCGCAGCUGAGUUACUGCGACGCCAAACUCCGGCAGCGCGCAAAGGAAGCGGACAAGACAACGGGCAUAGUGGCGAAUCAGUCGCUCUAUUCAACGCCGAGCCUGGAGACAGUCUGGUCCCAACGCCAACUCUCGAGAAGGAACUCUCGAAGCUCCGUCACUUCCAAUGACUUCAAAGUCCCACACUCAAAAGGCAACCUCAGACGGGAGAGCAAUAUUUCGUCGAGGUCUGGGAAGAUGACGCAGGCAGCAGCUCUUGAUUCGAGCAUAUUUUCUGGCAACCGCUUCUCCUGCGAUGAAGAGCAGGACGUGUUCUCCGAGACUACACUGGCAGACUUUGGCAACCUGCCAGACGAUCCGAUGGGGCGGUACAGCGAGCUGUACCGGCGGAAUUCAAUGCUGCCUCAGCACCUGAAGUCAGUGUACCCCGUCGAGACCCAGCAGUGCCCCAUUCCUGCAACGCCGUUGAGGGGAGACUCCACGUUCCCUUUUCCGGAGGCCUCUGGCUCAUCCGCUGUUACUGCCACUCCUACUGCGCCGAGCCACCCACCUCAGCAGUCUACCUCUACCGAAGACACCAGCAAACGGAAGAGGGAUGUGCGCUCCAGCAGCAGUGAUGACGGCAGUGGCAAAUCGUCAUUCUGGGCAAACGUGGGAACUCCAUCAAAGGGAACAAAACCCAAGUCAACCCGAACACCAUCCAGCGUUAAGAAGUUCCUGAGAAGCAAAUUUAAGCGAUAACUUGCAACGUGUAAAUAAUUUGUAUUGCCGGUGUCAUUUUAAGCUGCCCUGCCUUCGCGACAAGCGACGCUGUACAGUCGCGAGAUUUUUAACGCACAACAAAAAAGUGACGGAUGUCUACUGCAGGACGCAGCAAGACAAUCUUAAGCAUACUCACGAGCUUAGGCCUGUAAUGCCCAAACACAGUUGGAAAACUGAAGCUUGUUCACCUUAUUUUUAUUCAGUGCGAGUGAAAACAUACUUGGUAGCGAAAUUAUUUAGCGAUCGAUAUUUCCAUUCCUCAACUGAAGCCACAUUAUUGGGCAUGAAAAUUCUCGUAACAAAACUGGUACUUCAGGCAUUAUGGCACUAGUUCAUUACGUUUAAAUCAUUUUGAUUGUGCAGUCUUUCAUAGCCUUGCAGUCUGCCAUUUACUUAACAGUCACGCAUCUGAGCAUUGAAUUAAGUUAAGACCUCACAAACUUCUGUUUUGUGUAAAUACUUAUUAUGCUGACAGUUUUUCAGUGUGCGACUUGCCUUGAAACGCUAGGUGCUACUUGUAUAAAGUGAUCUUUUAGUUUCUAAUAAAACUUUUUAAUUCGCACA
Molecule: messenger RNA, 5520 nt
Organism: Rhipicephalus sanguineus (brown dog tick)
Lineage: Eukaryota; Metazoa; Arthropoda; Arachnida; Ixodida; Ixodidae
Product: myosin heavy chain, skeletal muscle
Exons: 19
Coding region: 106-4935 (1609 amino acids)
Source: RefSeq, a predicted model, not a curated record